GGUAGUCCCAGCCUCGCGCCUUUGCUUGACGAAUUAGUAUUUGAACAUCAACGCGACCUUCUCGCGACUUCCUCUUACGACUGCGCUUCGAAUUCUAAGCGCAAAUUGAGCAGAGCAUGUUCAGUGUGCCUGCUGCUGACGACAUUGCGGUCCUUAUUGCAUGACGAGGCUUCGGCGAAGGUGUCUGCUCAGCCCCUGGAUCGGGGACCGAAAAUGAACCUCACCAACCUCUGAGCGGCGAUCCAAUAAGAGGCUGCUAUGGCUGAACACUGUUAGUUGAUAGGAACCGAUGAGCACAAUACUGUUGCACAAUAUCCCGGGCUAUCCGCUAUAUGGGAGUUCACGGCGAUGUACACGAGGAUUGAGACCUCGGUUCCGGCUGCAGGAAACAACAGCAAACCUGCGCAGACACGCCUUCGGAGAUCUAUGGCUGCGGUCUACUACGAUCGGUCGCCUGGCUGUUACUAAGGAUAACGUUGGUCUUGCGGGCACGGAAGAUCAUCCGUUAUGGCUCCCCUCGAACUUAGCUGAAGCUGCCACCUUCUUACGACUUCCUUCUUGUCAAGCACUCUCAUUGCAAGUCUUACAGGGAGACCGCUCGUUCACAAUUUGUCGUUUGCUCAAGUAUAUUGAUUGUCAAUCCCUCACCAAUCACCAUUUUGAAGAUGGCUUCGCGUAUCAAAAGACUGGAGGAAGAUACGUCUACUAUCAUCGAGCUAGCGACAUAUGCCCUUACUGGAAUUUUCGUGGUGUUCUUCACCACGCGACAAGCCAUGAAGGCCAUUGUCUUCCGUAAACUAGCAAUGGAUGACCUGUUUAUUCUUCUAGCUACGGUAGCUGCAGCGACUAUUCACGCAGCUUCAGCUAAUAUCGACAGACAUUCGC
Molecule: messenger RNA, 885 nt
Organism: Didymella exigua CBS 183.55
Lineage: Eukaryota; Fungi; Ascomycota; Dothideomycetes; Pleosporales; Didymellaceae
Exons: 2
Coding region: 290-796 (168 amino acids)
Source: RefSeq, a predicted model, not a curated record